Trypanosoma cruzi is the source of this 744-nucleotide messenger RNA. RefSeq lists its product as uncharacterized. NCBI's taxonomy places the organism in Eukaryota, Euglenozoa, Kinetoplastea, Trypanosomatida, Trypanosomatidae. The transcript has a single exon. The coding region runs from base 1 to 744 and encodes 247 amino acids. The record is from RefSeq and is a predicted model, not a curated record.
AUGAAUCCUGCGUUACCCCACUCGUAUCUUUCAAUUGCAUGGCGCCGCGACAGGGUUACAGCAGUUCUUCAGUUCUGUAGCAUGGUGGUGAGCGGAGUGGCGGGGUCGGUGGGACAAAGGUCCAUUGAACGUUCUGCGAAGUCGCUUGCGAGGUUGCUGUCGGAGUACGGUUCUGUGACCCGAGUGUGCAACUGGCUUGUGGUUCUCUUAGAGCUUUCACCGGCAGGUGUGCGCCGAACGAUGCGAGCAUCACCGGGUUUUUUUACCGGCAUCGCACGAAUCGUAACAACGAUUUUCUUGGGACUGUUCUUGGCGAGUGAAGAGGUGGAGCUGUUAGCUGCUGGCGGCGUGUUGAGUAAAGUGUGGCGUCCGCAUGCUGCCCGGAUGGUUCCCAUAUUUUUUUUUUACUACAACUUGUUAAAGGCGGGAACAAGUGCUGCACUUCUCCAGGCGAUGCAGCGCAUUUCAUUUGAGGCCACAGACACUCAGAGUGUCAUUCGCAAGCGGCAUUACAAGGAGCUGUUUCUUUCCUUUAUGGAGGGCAUUGCGUUUAUGGUGUACGCCAUGACACUCCUGCCAAGCAAUGCACCGCGGCUUAGGGAGGCACUUAACGAAGGUCUCUGGAUGGACCGUGUGUACUCUGUGUUUUCAUCACUGUGCCCGCAGGCAGUUCAGGUGCGUCCGGCCACUCAAGGACUCCUUGGGCUUCUUGCAACAGCCCCCUUUCUACUUUUAUCGUCUUGA